Messenger RNA from Ostertagia ostertagi, 678 nucleotides. NCBI's taxonomy places the organism in Eukaryota, Metazoa, Nematoda, Chromadorea, Rhabditida, Trichostrongylidae. The record is from the annotation of a GenBank genome assembly.
AUGACCGUGGCUAACGCUAUUCAUAUGGUAAUGGUCAUCUCAACAAUAAUGCCGAUCAUGCUCAUCGAGGUCGGUGACGUUCAGAUUGGAGAUGACAGUCCGGAACGGAUGUGGUACAUUUGGGGUUCACGAGUACUUACGCUUACCGAGCAAGCUGUGCUCUACUUCACCCUGUUGAUGACGAUCAAUCGCUUCGCCGUGUUCGUCUAUCCGCAUCUUCUUGUCGCAUUCACUCACACACGUGGCUAUAUGAUUUUGUCGAUGCUGGCAUGGGCUUACAUAGUAUUCAUCGUUGCGUGGAAUGUCUACUCUGGUGCAACAAAGACGUUCUCGAGGAAGAAGCUCAGCAUGCAGGAUACAAUACUAGGAAACAAUUUGCUGACCACGGUGACCAAACUGACAAGUAUGAUCACACCAUUGCUGACCGGAGCCGAUUCGUGGGUUCAGUGGGUGUGGACGAUCUUCAGCUAUUCGUCGUCGAUUGUAAACCAAAUGAUUAAUCCACUUCUGUUUCUAACCAUGAACAAAAUGGUCCGUUCUGUGCUACGAAAUUUCUUUCGGUCGGCAUCCGGUAGCAUCAAUUCUGAUCUUGACGAAACGCCGAAGCGCAGCCAAUCCGCGCCGCCUGGACUCUAUCGAAAUCGUGUCGAAUGUUUUCGUACGCUCGAAACCGAAUGA